Molecule: messenger RNA, 2658 nt
Organism: Salvia miltiorrhiza (redroot sage)
Lineage: Eukaryota; Viridiplantae; Streptophyta; Magnoliopsida; Lamiales; Lamiaceae
Product: zinc finger BED domain-containing protein RICESLEEPER 2
Exons: 5
Coding region: 343-2409 (688 amino acids)
Molecular function (GO): protein dimerization activity; DNA binding
Source: RefSeq, a predicted model, not a curated record
GCUCUGCAUAUUAAAGACGUGAACAGCUAUCUAUCUCUCUCUAAUCUCAGCAUUUUCUUGCUUUUGGCCUUCCCUCAGAUUUUUUUCUUUCGGCGGCUCAGAUGCGGCUCGCUCUACAAUCUCAGCUCCAACUCUUUCAAUUAAACUUCAAAAAAACUUCCUCCUCUCUCCUUUCUCUCUCCUCUUCCCUCCAUUUUUUUCCUCGCUCUUAUCAAUUGAUCAAAAACGCUAAGAACUUCAUGUGCGCGACCUUGGAUUCACGUUUCUUGAUCUGAGUUUCCUCACAGAAAUCCGACUCCAUCAAUCUAUCAGCAUGAAAUUGGACACCUCACUCGCAAUGUGAUGGAUUGGGGUUUUAACAAUGCAUACAGUAACCAUUCGCUGAAAGUGGAUAUGGAUCCGAAAUCUCUAGCAAUCAUCCCUCAAAUUGAUCCAGUUGAUAUUGGUUCCGGUUCUUUGGAGAAAGGGAGUAAUGUUCCUAAUACAAAACCUGGUUCUGGUUCUUUGGAGAAAGGGAGUAAUGUUCCUAAUACAAAACCUAGGAAAAAGACUAUGACCUCAGUGUAUCUUAAAUAUUUUGAAACGGUGAUGGAUGGGAAGAGUCGAAGGUGCAAAUUUUGUGGACAAAGCUAUUCUAUUGCCACUGCAACUGGUAAUUUGGGGAGGCAUCUCACCAAUCGGCACCCAGGAUAUGAUAUGGGGGAUUGCUCCAACAGCCCUGCUCCACAGCCUGUGACUGUUGCUAGGAAACCUCAAAUGCCAACUAAAUCACCGGCAGUGGAGGUUGACCACUUGAAUUGGUUGCUUGUUAAAUGGCUCCUUGAAGCAUCCCUUCCAACUUCUAGUUUGGCAGAAAAAUGGCUGACAAAUACGUUUAAGUUUCUAAAUCCAUCUUUUGAGCUAUGGAAGGUGGAGAAAUUCCACAAAGUGCUGCGUGAAGUCUUCAGAAGCAUGCAGGAGACCGUGAGAUUGACUCUGGAACAAGUUUCGUCCAAGGUUUCUAUCACUCUUGAUUCAUGGACUUCAUAUCAACAAAUCAAGUACAUGAGUGUUUCGUGUCAGUGGAUUGAUGAAAGUUGGUCCUUCCGAAAUAUUCUUCUUGAUGUUUGUCACAUUCCAAGUCCUUGGGGGAGUUCUGAAAUCUAUUAUGUUUUGUUGAAAGUUCUCAGGUUGUACAAUCUUGAGACUAAGAUUCUCUCUUGUACCCUCAAAGGCGAUAUAGAUUGUCAGAAAUUGGCUACUUUGUGUUGUGUUCCUUGUGUUCCUUGUGCUGCUUAUACUCUUAAUUCAAUUGUAACUGAUGGUUUAAGAAGUACAGAACGAGUGAUUAUGAAGAUCAGAGAGUUUGUUAUGGAACUGAAUUUAUCACCAGAAAUGUCUGAGGAUUUCAUUCAGUUUACUACAGCAUACCAUGAAGGAAACUGGAAGUUCCCGCUUGAUUCCUCAGCUCGGUGGAGUGGAAACUACCUUAUGCUUGAUAUUGCGCGGAAGGCGAGCAAGUCGAUGGAAACAAUUGUUAGAAAGCAUGAAGAACAAUUGGGUAGCCGAUUGCUGCUCAACAGUGCAGAGAAAAAUAUUGUUAAUAUGAUGCACAAGUAUCUAGAACCCUUCUAUAAGACCAUCAAUGAUAUGUGCACGAGUAAAUUGCUUACGGUCGGUAUGGCUCUUUUCUUCAUGGAGCAUAUUUCUGAGACAAUUUUGGCCUGCAAAGAUUCGAGACAAACUCCUGAAUGGCUCAAGAAAGAUGCUGAAGAUAUGUAUGCUAAAGCACAAUACUAUAGUAACCAGGUUUGCAACGCAUUCAUAUAUAUGACUGCUGUUUUUGAUCCGCGGAUAAAAGUUGAGCUCAUUCCCGAGUAUCUCAACUCAGAAAGUUACAUGGAGGAAGCAAGAAAUCAUUUCAUCAGAAAUUACUCUGUUCCCUAUUUUUCAUCUGUCGGCAACUCAUACUCUACUCAGGAUCUGGAAGACAGAAGAAAUGCAUCUUUUGCAGAGGAGAUUGCUCGUAAGAAACGGAGGGCCACGAUGAGUUCCACUACCGAUGAGCUUACACAGUAUUUGUCCGAGGCCCCUGUUCCGAUGCAAACAGAUGUUCUUGAUUGGUGGAGAGUGAAUAGCUCUAGGUAUCCACGGUUGUGUUUGAUGGCUCGAGAUUUUCUUGUUGUGCAAUCGACUGCGUUGUUGCCUGAGCAUAUAUUUUGUGUCAAGGGUGAUGAAAUCGAUAGACAGAGGUCCUUCAUACCACAAUAUGAUACACAAGCUUUACUUUGUGCAAAUUCAUGGAUGCAAAACGGGAUUAAGUUGAAGCACAAAUCUACUGAAAUUGAUUGUGAAAGAAUAAUGGAACUGCAAGCUGCUUCAACAACAGAGACUAGCAGUAGGAGAUUUGACAAGAAGCAAGUAUUAUGAGUAGGAUAGUGUACCAUUGAUUAUGCAGUAUGUAAUGUUUGAGGUUGAUGCAAGGAUCAUCUAGAAUCUGUGCAUCGCCUAUAUAAGUGUACUUUAAUGUGAUCACUCUACUGUAAUUCCUCCUGCUAUUGUUCUGGGGAGUUACAGCCCUUCAAAGAUGUUCUUGAAAUUGUAGUCUAUACAGUACAUCUGUAUUUAAUAAUUGAGAGUCCAGUUUAACAAUAAAUUUAAGGGGUAAUUACUUGUAAA